Messenger RNA from Rodentolepis nana, 2046 nucleotides. NCBI's taxonomy places the organism in Eukaryota, Metazoa, Platyhelminthes, Cestoda, Cyclophyllidea, Hymenolepididae. The record is from the annotation of a GenBank genome assembly.
AUGUCUCUAUCAGAGGAUCGAGUUUUUGACGCUAAAGCGCAUUCAUCGGAUGAGGAAGAAGAUGAUGCUCUUUUCAACUCGUCAUCUUUCCGAGCAUUCACACCACAACUCGAUCAUUGCGAACGACAAAUUAUCCGUUGUGUUUUCAAUGACGAUUUGGAAGGCUUCAUCAAUUCUUAUGCUGGACCCUCCAAGCUUCUUGAGAAAAGUAUCCUCCUUGGCGAUUUACAAUACCUCUCUUCGUACAGAGCGAUGAAGUUCCCGAAUUGCUUGAACCAAGCUAACAUCGUGCACAUUGUUUCACUAUUUUCUGCUCAUCGGAUUCUACAGCACCUAUUGGUUGAUUAUCCUGCAGCAAGGAUUUGGAGUACGACUGAAGAAGGAGUCAAUGCCCUCCACAUUUCAGCUGCUGUAGGUGACUAUAUGGCUCUUCGAAUGCUUCUUCAAAGGAAAGAUGCUCCCAUCAGUGAAACGGAUUCGCUGAAGCGAACCGCCUUGCAUUAUGCUGCGGAGGCCAACUUGGAAUCAGUUAUCACUCUUUUGUCCUAUAACAAGGACCUGUUGAAAUGCGUAGACACUGAUGAACUGACACCUCUUGAAUUCAUUCGCUUUGAGGGUCGACCAACAGUGCAGCAGUUUCUCAAAUUGCACACUGAUCUUCUUAAUAAAGACGGAGAGAAUAACCAAGGUUUGGAAAGUAACAACGGGAAGAUCGUCAAUUUGAGACAUUUAAAGGAAAUCCCUUUGCUUCUCGACUCCUACAUCUGCGUUUACCGAGCACAGAGCGAGCAGGACACCAUCUGCGAAAAUUGCAACACCAGAUAUAAUAAUCAUGAAAAAUUGUCCGAAAAUGAAGAGUUUAUGCGUGUUAUGUCCAGAAGAAAGUACGGGUUCAUUCGCCGUCCAACAAAUACUUUCGGCCAAUUUGAGAAGACAUUCUCGCCGUUUGUCAGUCAGUACGUCCGUUUGGUGGAGAAUACAAGCAUGGAGAGGUUAGAAACACUCCUGUUUGAUCUUUGGGGGUUGCCAAAACCAGGCUUGGUUCUCUCCUUCUACGGGACUGAUUCCUUCUCUCCGUCACUUUACAAACUCCUUCAGAAGAGUCUUGGACGCAUCACUAGACAGACCAGAACAUGGAUCUUGACAGAUGGUCGAGAAAAGUGUGCUGGUGACGUGGUUUCGAAAGUUGUGAAAGCCUACGCUGAAGCAUACGGUAUGAAUCAACUACGAGUUAUUUGCCUAGUUCCAUGGCGAAGACUUUACAACUCACAAGUUCUUCGAUGCAGUGACUACAUGGGACGGGAACAAGUGGAUUUUCCUAAAAAGCCCCCAGGAAACGAUAUCAGAAUUCAACUAGCAGAGAACCACACACAUUACAUAUUCCUCGAUUCAAGAGAAAAUCUUAAAGACCUUCCACUUUGCAGAGCUCAGUUCGAAGCUUUCGUUAGUCAUCUUAGUGAUCAAAUUGAUGGGGUGUCCAAUUUUUACGACGACAAGGAACCCCAUAAAUUUGGAUAUAAACAGCGUUCCGCAUUGAGCAUCCCUAAACGUCUCAAUUCACCCUUUCAGCCGCCUAUAGGUUCAAUAACCAACCGUGUACCGGUAUGUGGAAUUCUUAUUGAGGGAGAUCGAUCGAAUUUACCUGGAAUUUCGUAUGCUCUGCGUCAGAACAUACCCUUUGUUGUUAUUUCUGAUACAGGAGGGUUGGCUAAAGCGCUUGAAAUAUUUGUAAAAUUUAUGAAGCAACUACUCCAAGGUGAAGUUAAUGAAACAUUUCAGCUAAAGUGGAGUAACUGCAAAUACAGAUUGCGCAGUCUAAUGGAAAGGGCAAAAGGUGUGGUGGAAUUUGAACCGAGUGACGAGCAGUACCUGUUGGAGAUUUUGGAACGAGCCUAUCUGCUAGAGUUUAUCACCUCUACCUAUGAGGGUGCCACAGAAAUGGAUGCGCGGAUAUUGCAAUCACUUGUAAAGAAAGGUAUAUCCUUUUUUUGCGAUGUAUACUGUAAUUUACAGUGGGCUAAAUCUGUUUCAUAUUCACUUAACUGA